UUAUGUAAAAUUAAUCCUGUUAUGUAAUUAAAUGUAGCGAUCAUUUGAUUGCUUUUCCUUACGCAAAUAUAUCAGUGUAGCAAGUCUUAUCGGAUCAGGGUCGUGAAUAUGUAGGAUAAAAUGCAUAGCGUUGGAAGUAAUGGCGACUAUUUGACCCGAGAUGUCGUUUGCGACGACCGUGCCUAAUAAAUGCAAUUCCUUGCAAAAUAAAUGGAGCAUGGUUGUAUUGUAUUCAAAAUUGUGAUUCAAAAGUGUUUAAAUAUUUAUAAAAAAUGACUGAAAAUAAAGAUAUUUGUUAUCCAAACUGCGCAAGCUCUAUGUUUCUGAGAUCUUGCGAAGAGGAAAUAACGACUCCACUCAAGGGAAAUACUACAGGUCACAUACCAUUGUGGCUGCAAGGUACGCUUCUACGAAAUGGUCCGGGAACACUUAAAGUUGGAUCGAUGUCUUUUGACCACAUGUUCGAUGGUUCAGCCCUCCUGCACAGCUUCAAGAUCUCAGAGGGGACGGCGACAUACCAGUGCCGCUUCGUACGUACUGACACGUACAAAAGAAAUCAGGCGGCGAAUCGUAUUGUUGUGACAGAAUUCGCUACUGAAUCGGUUCCGGACCCUUGCCAUACUAUCUUUGACAGGUUCACUGCAUUUUUUAAACCAUUAGAAAAGUUGUCGGAUAACACGGUAGUAUCCGUAUACCCUAUGGGUGAUGAAAUUUAUACUUUUACGGAAUCUCCUAUUAUACAUCGAAUGGACCCAAAGACUUUGAAAACUUUAGAAAGAAAAGAUUUAACUAAAGAUUUUGCGAUCGUGAACCAUUCGGCUCAUCCACAUAUUUUGCCAAAUGGUGACGUCAUAAACAUUGGUUUGUCCUACACGAGCCGGGGGAUGAGACACGUUGUCAUACAUUUUCCAUUUACUGAAAAAGGUGAUAUGUUCGAAAAUGCUCAUAUCGUUGGCAGUAUGAAACCUCGUUGGCAAAUGCACCCCGCGUAUAUGCAUUCAUUUGGCAUAACAGAAAACUAUUUCGUGUUAAUCGAACAGCCUAUGACGAUAUCUUUAAGGACAGUAUUGUGGAAUGUAUUUUUGGGCAAACCUUUUGCUUCUGCUUUACAAUGGUAUCCAAAACUUGAGACGAACAUAGUACUGAUAAGUCGUGAAACCGGAGAAGAAGUGAGACGUUACAGCACCGAGACUUUGUUCUACUUCCACGUGAUCAACGCGUUUGAACACGAUCAAAGCCUCGUUCUCGACCUCUGUACGUACAAAGAUGCCAAGAUAUUGAACGGCAUGUAUAUCAAAGCGAUGCAGUCGAUACAAAGUAAUGCAGACUGUGCCGAAUGGUUUCGUGCGCGGGCGAAACGUCUCGAAAUGCCACUCGAAGCGCCAGCCAUGACGUUUGUAGAGGCCAAGUUGCUGGCUGACAUUGGAUGUGAAACGCCUAGAAUACACUACGAUAUGUAUAACGGGCGUUCGUACCGAUAUUUCUACGCAAUAAGUUCAGAUAUUGACAACAUAAAACCCGGAGCGGUAGUCAAGGUGGACACGUGGACCGGAGAUUAUAAGACAUGGUUUGAAGCGGACAGCUUUGCGAGUGAACCUGUCUUUGUUCCAGAACCACAAGCGCAAGAAGAAGAUGCAGGGAUACUGCUUUGUGUUCUACUCUGUGGUUCUCACGCAUGCAGGAUCAGUCUUGUAUUGCUGGAUGCACGAACGAUGUUAGAAGUUGGUCGUGUCACAUUUGAUACUCCUUCGCCAGCGCCCAAGUGUUUUCACGGCUGGUUUAUAUCAGAACGCGUUCAACCUUGACUCCUGAACUCCAGUAGAGUGACGAUUGUAUUAAGAUUGAAGUUCGUUUGUUUUUAAGUGUCUAGAAUAGUUUAGUUUUGUCUAUCUAGUCAAUAAAAUAAACUAAGAUUUUUCUUAUUAGCGGUCUGAGGCUGGAAUCUAGUGAAACUAAAAUAAAUUUCUAUAUCUUGAA
Messenger RNA from Papilio machaon (common yellow swallowtail), 1977 nucleotides. RefSeq names its product carotenoid isomerooxygenase. Gene Ontology annotation, biological process: retinal metabolic process; carotene catabolic process. Lineage: Eukaryota; Metazoa; Arthropoda; Insecta; Lepidoptera; Papilionidae. The transcript has 14 exons. Bases 273 to 1805 code for a protein of 510 amino acids. Gene Ontology annotation, molecular function: carotenoid dioxygenase activity; beta-carotene 15,15'-dioxygenase activity. The record is from RefSeq and is a predicted model, not a curated record.